Pyrgilauda ruficollis (rufous-necked snowfinch) is the source of this 691-nucleotide messenger RNA. RefSeq names its product CART prepropeptide (gene CARTPT). Gene Ontology annotation, molecular function: neuropeptide hormone activity. The record is from RefSeq and is a predicted model, not a curated record. Lineage: Eukaryota; Metazoa; Chordata; Aves; Passeriformes; Passeridae. Gene Ontology annotation, biological process: positive regulation of MAPK cascade; adult feeding behavior; G protein-coupled receptor signaling pathway.
AUGGAGAGCUGCCGGGCGCUGGCGCUGUGCGCCGUGGCGGCCGCGCUGCUGCUCGCUGACGGCGGCUCUGUGGUCUCUCGGUAGAUCGAGGCGCUGCAGGAGGUGCUGGAGAAGCUCAAGAGCAAGAGGGGACCGCACUACGAGAAGAAGUUCGGGCAGGUGCCCAUGUGCGACGCCGGGGAGCAGUGCGCCGUGAGGAAGGGGGCUCGCAUCGGGAAGCUCUGCGACUGCCCCCGGGGGACGUCGUGCAAUUCCUUCCUCCUCAAGUGCCUGUAAGCAGAGGCGUCCCGGGACAAGCCGCCGGGGGUGCAGGCACUGGCGUCUGGCCGCCCCGACGUGCCGGCGACUUCCCGCAGCUCCUCCGCCCGAGAAACGCGGCGAGAAGUCCCCGCGUCGCCCGUGUAACGCCGUCCGUGACAUCCGACAUCCGUGGAGCUGUUUUCUUUCUCUCCCCCGCCCCACCCCGUCCUCUCCCUCCCCUCCUCCCCGGCUUGCUUUUGUCCGUCCAGGAAAAUCCCGGGCCCCGUACUGCCGUGCCCCGGGCUGCUCGGCUCCUUCCUCGGGCGGAACUCAUCCACCCACUGCCGGCUGGAGGAGCCGGGGCCAGGGGACUCCCCGGAGGUGGUUGGGGGUAGCGGGGGCAGGCGGGAUGCGGGUGUGCCCAAAGCACUCUGGCCCCUCUCUCUCGCCU